Messenger RNA from Cercospora beticola, 3392 nucleotides. RefSeq names its product dual specificity protein phosphatase family protein. Gene Ontology annotation, biological process: protein dephosphorylation; negative regulation of MAPK cascade. Gene Ontology annotation, molecular function: MAP kinase tyrosine/serine/threonine phosphatase activity; MAP kinase tyrosine phosphatase activity; protein tyrosine/threonine phosphatase activity. NCBI's taxonomy places the organism in Eukaryota, Fungi, Ascomycota, Dothideomycetes, Mycosphaerellales, Mycosphaerellaceae. The record is from RefSeq and is a predicted model, not a curated record. Gene Ontology annotation, cellular component: cytoplasm; cytosol; nucleus.
AUUUUUGGCAGCGCGGCUAAACGCACUCGACGCUCGACGUGCGAUUCGAUUGGUCGUUCUCGAGACGCCGUCCAUCAAGCCGCUCAGCUUCCUUCAAGACUCGCCCACACCUCGCGAGGUGCAUCUGCAAGUCAGACUUGUCCUUCUCGCACUCUCACUGGUCGCUUUCUCCUCUUCAAUCCGCGCGCCAAAAAUGUGGUGAGGAGACGUGCUGCUUAUCCAACCUCACUUUCUCCUAGGAUCGCCAGACGCUCUCUACCCAUCUAAUCUUGCACCGCUGUCUGUGCAGCAUUUGCCGCCCGCGAGAUCUGGAAUCUCACCACUAAUAGCCCUUCCUGGUGAAGGCACGUCGGUCCUUAAUUGCCAAUUGGCACCACGAAACUACAUAUUUUGAUGCCCAGAAAGAAAUCAGAAGACCCCAUGGCCCUCAUUUCUGGAAGCGAAGAAAAGUAAACGAGCGUUCUGUACUAAAGACGAACACCUCGACCUCAGAUUCACACCGCAGUUCGUCGCCUGUCAAAGCAACAUCCGAGAUGUCGCACGCGGACGAGCAAACGAAGCAAUUACCACACCCAGUGUCGUCAGACACACACAGUAUCUACCAGCAUUCACAUGACUAUGAUGGCUUCAUUAGGAAGUUUCAUAAUCACAACCUGAGUGACUCCACCAACAUGACUGGUUCGAACGAGUCAUCACCCACAACGACCAUUUCGACCGUAGACGACUCCAGCGCCACAGAGCCCUCACCUGGUUCGUCACCUGAGUCGCCACCUCCGACCACCUUUACAGUAGGCAUGCUGAGACCACGUACCGCCGACGAGCGGAGUGCGCCUUUCUUCGAGCUUCAGAAACAGCCACCACCAAGAAAGGGCCGCAAUCUCAAGAAUCUUGCUGUGGUCACGUCGAGACACCCGGCAAGAGCCGCAUCUACGACCAGUUUGCCCUUACAAGCUCAGCCAGAGGCAGCGAUUCUAUCUCCAUCCUUCGUCAAACCGCCAACGCCGCCUCGUCGAAAACCGAGCAAUCUUGGUCUUACGUUGUUGACUCCCGGAGGAAGCAAGCCAGCACCAGUGCCUGCAACCCCUGGAUUUGCGCGACCUGGCACUUUACGCCAUUUCCAAUCAUCUCCGUCCCUACCUUUGGUACCGGGCCUUUCUUUGCCGCAUGGCAGUAGCGCUGAAUUCCGGAAACAGCGCACAUUGGAGACGAUAUUGUCCCCCGUGGAGAUUGUUACAGAGUCCCCUCCGAUCCCGGAGCGAGAAGACGAAGAUGAAGAGCAAAAUUUCGAUGUGCCCCUAUCGCGCGAGGAGAAACCGGAAGCGUAUCCGGACGGACCAAUCUGUGUUUACGAUCCUCACAUUGAUCUCUAUCUGGAACCUACUGCCGAACAAGCGCGGCAGUACGAUGUCGUCAUGAAUGUGGCCAGCGAAGUCCGGAACCCGCUGGUGAACAAUGAGGACUCGACGUGCCCAGAACCCGAUUUGCGCAUAGAUGGUGGGGGCGGAAUUCAAUUUAAGCCAAGGCAAGAUCGAGAUCAUCUCGUUGUGCGGAAAACGAAUCCUCAAGAGUCAAAGGACACCGAUGCAUCUCCAACCACGCCCAAGGCAUCACCAUCAAAUGCAUCAUUCGCCGAAAGCGGAAGCGCUCCACAAGAGCCCGAAUACAUUCACGUGAAAUGGGAACACAACAGUGACAUUGUGCCUGAUCUCUUGCGGUUGUGCAAGCUUAUCGACGACAGAGUGACCGAGGGCAAGCGCGUGCUAAUUCACUGCCAAUGUGGAGUAUCACGAUCAGCAAGUCUGGUGGUCGCCUAUGGCCUGUACAAAAACCCCUCCAUGAGCGUUCAGGAAGCAUACGAUGCUGUCAAGCGAAGAAGCAAAUGGAUCGGACCAAACAUGAAUCUCAUCAUGCAGCUUCAGGAGUUUCGCUCCAGCCUUGCUCGUGGCGGCCUGCUGACAGCACGCAGCACACUGAGCCCACUCACACCAGGAUCGGCGUUGAGUGAAUGGAGUGGGCCAUUCUCCUCACGGUCACCCGAACUCCUUGACGAACCUCGCUCUGCCGUCGACCGCUCUCCAACUCGUGGAGCUGGCGGCGCUGACGAAGCAGUCAGUCCUGGCCCUUCCUCUGCACCUUCAGGCUUCCCGUGGCCAUUAUCUGAUAAGCCGGUUGCAUCCAACGGAGGCCAGUUGAGCACUACUGCAGCCCAUACGGGACCUUUCGUUGACCCUUCCGGCCAUGUCGUACCCGUGAUCGCCCUGUCAGAUCCUGCAGCUGUCGAAACCGUUCCAGGUCAGCGACUGUCACGACAUAUCACGCUCCCUGCGCCUGCGCCCGUCCUGGCUCCGUUACCUCAAAUCACCUCACCCAGGUCUACGGAAUUUGCGAUGGCGCCCAUUCGCCCGUCAGAACAGGUUGACCCUGGGGACGACUUUGGAAUCAUGUCGCCGACAUCUACGGAGUUCGUAGCAAAUCCAUUCGACAGAUCCGCACUGCUAGCCAGCUUGGGCAUGGGCACUAUGCGCGCGGAUGAGGAGACUCCCCGAAGAUCGUUAUCGUUGCGAAAUCGCGACAAUCGCCACUUGCCGCCUCCAUCCAAGCCUGAGCGCACACUUCGAGGCAAGAUCUCUUCGCCAUCCUUACGCGAGCAGCAACGGCUGCGCGAGUUGCAGGCCCAGAUUGAGGCCAACUUACAUAUUCGCGAGAACAGCCCCGCUGGCGUGGCACAAGAGGAUUCAGAUGCACUUAUGUCUCCAAGAGCCACAAGCUUUACGGCAAAUCCUUUUGCAUUGGCUCUCGAAACCCCGGCUGCUAGCGCAGCCCACACGAAUCCACCUAGGCUUACAGUGCAGGAUCCUCGAAGCCCGUCACAGAAAGGGGCGAGUCCCAUAACUCGCAACAUACUUGAUGUUUUAUGAGCACAUACAGGAAGUGUAUUAGAUUAUCGCCGGAGGUCCCGCGAAAUCAUUACAGGGUUACGAUUGGGGGUCUUUGAUGUUUAAAGCAUGGCGUUGCGAGGCUUGGAGAAACAUCCGGUUGGAAAUGGAAACAAACAUGGGACGGCGUUCAUGGAGGGCCGAACAGCUUGGCACAGCUGCGACGGAGUGUGGCAAUUGCAUCAAUCGUGCAUUUUCCAGGCUACGUACGACUAUUGAUGCCCGUUGAUGUUUGGGAGGAUUUGGCGAGAGGCGGGUCUUGCGAGACCUCGCUGGAGCAGCUUUUGUACAAGUACAUAUGCAUGAAUAGGACGCUCGGUGUGACGAGUGCCUACAAUUUACGAUACUGCCUUCACUGGUCUGUGAAUUGACGAUCUCGCUUGCUCUCCAUUUCUCUUGAGGACGCGGACAGAUAAAGAGGCAGUAAGCCCGCUACUCUGAGGACGACGCUCUGAA